Molecule: messenger RNA, 938 nt
Organism: Hemiscyllium ocellatum (epaulette shark)
Lineage: Eukaryota; Metazoa; Chordata; Chondrichthyes; Orectolobiformes; Hemiscylliidae
Product: transmembrane protein 121-like
Exons: 2
Source: RefSeq, a predicted model, not a curated record
ACGAGAGAGGGCCAGGCUCGGUUGGAAAGAUGGUUCCACCAGGGUCAAGCAGUAAAGGCCACAUGUGUCUCUCCAGCGUGGUGAUUCUCAGCAGUAUGGCCAUCAUAGACAGUUACCUGAUUCAGCAAAGCCAAGCCCCCCGUAAACUGGGAGCUGGCAUCAUGGUGAUGGUGGGCGAUGUCUGCUUUCUCAUAGCUCUGCGCUACACCGUGGUCUGGGUCAGUGCUGAGGUCAAGACAGCGAAACGGGGCCACACCAUGAUCCUCUGGUUCCUCUACAUCUUUGUGCUGGAGAUCAAACUCUACUUUGUCUAUCAGAACUACAAGGCAGACCGCAGGAGCCUGAGCUGGUUGGCCAGGAAAGCCCUCACUCUGGUGUUGUCGGUCUGUGUGCCUGCUCUCUACCUUCUCCUAGUGGCUGUUGACCGUAUGGAACAUCUGAAGGCCUCGAGAAAGAAGGAGGAGCUGAGGAGCCAGCUGCUCUGGGUGGUGGCGGAUCUGCUCGACAUGUUGGAUGUUCAGGCCAAUCUCUGGGAGCCCCAGAAGAAAGGGCUGCCCCUAUGGGCUGAGGGCUUGAUGUUCUUCUACUGUUACAUUCUGCUCCUGAUUCUGCCCUGUGUCUCCCUCAGUGAGAUCAGUAUGCAAGGCGCUCACAUCCUGCCUCACAAGAUGAUGCUCUACCCCAUUCUCAGCUUCAUCUCCAUCAACGUCAUCACCACCCUCAUCCGAGGGAGCAACUUGUUCUUCUUCAGUGAUGCCAGGGCCUCGAGCAUCUUCAUGGGCAAGAACGUGCUCGCGAUCGCCCUCAAGAUCUGCACCUUUGUCCAGUGCAGGAGGAGGGUCCCUGAUGUUGGUCCACCUCCAAAUCCUGAGCUACACCGGGACAACCUUCCCCAUCCCCAUCCCACUCCACUCCCUCACCUUCCCCUCUCACCCCCA